UUUUAGCAAGUAGCUAUAAACCCCGCUGCUUCCAGAAAACCUCACCUCUUCAAAUUCACUCCUUCCUUCCUCCGCCAUGAGCGACCGCCGUGACCGCGACCGCGACCGCGACCGCGACGGAGAUAGAGAAAGAGACCGUGACCGGAGGAGAAACCGGGACGACCGUGACCGGGACCGUGACCGUGAGCGCGACCGCAAGCGCUCGCGUUCCCGUACGCCUGACCGCACUCGAUCCCGCCACACUCGAUCUCGUACUCGUUCCCCCGACGAGAGAGACCGUCAUCGGCAUCGGAACCGGCAUCGGCACCACCGCUCACGUUCACGCUCCAGGUCCCGUUCCCCUAGCUCUCCUCCUCGGAAGCGCCAUAGGGACGACGUCGUUUCCAAGGACAGGGACAAGGACAAGGACAAGCGCAAGGAUGACGUCGUUUCUAAAGACAAGAAGCAAAAGGAGAAUGCUGUUAGCAACGAUGCUGGCAAUAAGGAUGGGGAUUUGAUGGAUGAGGAUGAGAUAGAGAUGAUGAAGAAAUUUGGAAUUCCUGUGGGGUUCGAUUCCACGAAGGGGAAGCCGGUCCCUGGAAACGACGUCGGUGCCGUGAGAAAGGUCACGAAGAGGCAGCCAAGGCAGUACAUGAACCGCCGU
Messenger RNA from Sesamum indicum (sesame), 643 nucleotides. Its product is annotated as U4/U6.U5 small nuclear ribonucleoprotein. The record is from RefSeq and is a predicted model, not a curated record. NCBI's taxonomy places the organism in Eukaryota, Viridiplantae, Streptophyta, Magnoliopsida, Lamiales, Pedaliaceae. Gene Ontology annotation, cellular component: precatalytic spliceosome. Gene Ontology annotation, biological process: RNA splicing.